UCCAAAAUAGCCGAAUUCACCAGAAACCCAGGGAAAAAAAGAGAAGGAAAAAUUAGAAAUAAGAAGGAAACUCUCGCCCGGAAAUUCAAUCAUCAAUUCGCUCUCGAUCAAUUUCACCCUAUUCUUCAUCGCGCCGUUUGUUUCAAUCCUUCUUUCUGCUGAAACAAAUUGACGAUUUUAUAUUCUUUUCCUCCCUUACUCUGAUGAAUUGAAUUUGACAAUUUGACAUUGGAUGGUUAAGUUUGAAAUUUAGGGGGAACUUUUAUUAUUAUUUUUUUGAUAGGGAGCUGCGUUUGAAUGAAAUAUAUAAGUAGAUUGGGGGAAUUUUAGGGGUUUCGUUUUUUCGUCGACUAAUUUUGGGAGCAAAAUGAAGCCAAUGCAGACUUUGCAAGAUCUAAUUGAAGAAGCCAAACUCCGAACAGUGUGGUGGGCUCUUUGUAUAUUCGCCUUCUCUUACUUCUUAACUCACACAAGUAAAUCAAUGUGGAUGAAUUUGCCAAUAGCUGUACUUUUGGUCUCUGGAUUACGGAUAUUGUUUAAUGAGGUAGACUUCCAUUGGAAGGUUCGGAAAGUCUCACAAGUAACAUAUUUGUCACACUUGGAAAAGAAGCAGUUAUCUGUGAACGAUUCUCGCCUUUCUACCGUGCCUCUUCCACCAAAAUGGAAAAGGAAAAUCGAUUCUCCUGUUGUAGAGGCAGCAGUUGAAGAUUUUGUCAACAAGCUUCUGCAGGAUUUUGUUGUAGAUCUCUGGUAUUCUGCCAUUACUUCUGACCUGGAGGCUCCUAAGCUAAUCCAUGAUAUGUUUAUGGAUGCGCUUGGUGAAGUGUCUGGAAGAGUCAAAGAGAUAAACCUUGUUGACUUGUUGACAAGGGAUGUAGUAGACCUUGUAGGUGAUCACAUAGAUCUUUUCCGACAAGUCCAGGCUACAAUAGGCGUAGAUGUUAUGGGCACCUUGUCUUCUGAAGAAAGAGAUGAAAGGUUGAAGCACCACCUUCUGGCUUCUAAGGAGCUUCACCCUGCUUUGAUAUCUCCUGAGUGUGAGUACAAGUUUCUUCAGCGUCUCAUGGGUGGUGUUAUAGCUGCGGUUCUUAGACCGAGGGAAUCCCAGUGUCCCCUGGUUCGAUGCAUGGCUAGGGAGCUUCUAACAUGUUUGGUUAUGCAACCUGUUAUGAACUUAGCAAGUCCAGCGUAUAUUAAUCAGUUGAUUGAAAGUAUUUUAAUUGCUAUUAAGGAGGGGUUAACGGAGGGAGAUCUUGAUGAGUUGUCAACUAUGGAAGAUCAUGAUAAUGACCAUUCUGUCGCUGCAGACUCCGUAACUGGUGAACCCUCUUUAAGGAAAAAUGCAGCUUUGAACAAUCAUGGAACUGAUAUGGUGACAUCUCAUUUUGAUAAGCAAAGAAGACUAUCAUCAGAUGUACAAGGAAUUUCACUUUAUGAUACAACGGUAGAUGAGCCCCAUCCACAACCGGCUGACUGGGCCCGUAAACUCGAGGCAGCAACCCAGAGAAGAACAGAAGUUCUAAUGCCUGAAAAUCUUGAAAACAUGUGGGCGAUCGGAAGAAAUUAUAAAAAGAAACUCCAGAAGAGUACUACUACUGGACUUCAAACUCCAGGAAAUAAUGGCUCAGUAAACAGUUCCAUCCCUGGUAAACAUAUGGGGAAGGAAGUGCUACAGGACUUCAGGCCCCUGGAGUUUCCUCCUCCAUCAAGUGCAGUCGACGAAAAAGUUGUGAUGCAACUGCCUCUGAGGCCUCACCUAGACACUGGAUAUGGUAAUCGUGUCAAUCAUUUGUCUCGGGAUCUCAACAAAGGAAUAUCUUCGGGGGAGGGGUUUCUGGAUAAGGAACAUAGGGGUAGCACUGCAGUUGUUGUUAAUCAGACUGCAGGUGGGCUUAGAAGAUCAAAUAGUGCUUCUGAUCUGAGAGUUCCGUCAAAAAUGGAUGUUCAAUUUACAAGUAAAGGCAGAGGCAUAAUUUCGGAAUUCUACAGUGCAAACUCUAGCAGACGUAAUGAAGUUCAUAGUCUCAUGGCAGCAUCAGACAUGAUCUUACAUGGCGAGGCAUUGCAUGCUCCAAAGCUUAAAUGUCGGGUUGUAGGAGCAUACUUUGAGAAACUUGGGUCAAAAUCAUUUGCAGUUUAUUCUAUAGCAGUGACUGACGCUGUUAAAAGAACUUGGUUUGUGAAGAGAAGAUACAGGAACUUUGAGAGAUUGCAUCGACAUCUUAAGGAUAUUCCCAAUUACACGUUACACCUGCCUCCUAAGAGGAUAUUCUCUUCAAGCACAGAGGAUACUUUUGUUCAUCAACGUUGCAUCCAGCUUGACAAAUAUCUGCAAGAUCUUUUGUCAAUUGCUAAUGUCGCUGAACAACAUGAAGUGUGGGAUUUUCUCAGUGUCUCAUCGAAGAAUUACUCCUUUGGAAAAUCUUCUUCAGUGAUGAGAACACUGGCUGUUAAUGUGGAUGAUGCCGUGGAUGACAUUGUACGGCAGUUCAGAGGAGUUUCUGAUGGCUUAAUGAAGAAGGUUGUUGGUUCACCUUCUUCUUCAUUUGAUUUAUCUUCAUCAGUUCCAAGCAGGCAUGUAUCUUGGAAUGCAGAUGAUAUUAAUAAAAUGUCCUUGAUGCAAAGUGCUUCAGAGUCAGUUAACAGCUUUUCUGAUAAUGAAGAAGUCGAUAAAGAUGGCCAGGUUCGGUCGGAAGUAGAAUCCAGUACACAAGCUAAUGGCUGGCAUUCAGACAAUGAGUUGAAUUCGAAAGGGUUUCCUCCACGGGUCGUUAAACGUGAUGGUGAUUUUGGAAACUUGGAUUCUGUGGUGAAACAUGAUACAGAACUAUCUAAUUCACUCAGCCUGGGGAAAGCUCCAGAUUUAAGUUUGGCAUUGACAUCUAAUCAGUCGGGGGAUCCAGCUGAGGUGCCACCAGAGUGGACUCCACCUAAUUUAACUGUACCUAUACUGAAUCUAGUAGAUAAGAUAUUCCAGCUCAAGAAAAGAGGGUGGAUAAGAAGACAAGUUUUCUGGAUGUCAAAGCAAAUUUUGCAGUUAAUGAUGGAGGAUGCCAUUGAUGACUGGCUUUUAAGGGAAAUUCACUGGCUUCGUAGAGAAGAUGUUGUUGCUUAUGGAAUACGAUGGAUUCAAGAUGUCCUUUGGCCUGAUGGCAAAUUCUUCCUGAAAUGGAAUAUUGAAUCUCAAGCGGACGCUAGUGAACAGAGUCAAGUCUCUGUGCAAACUCCAGAACAAUCAGCUCGAAGUAAAGCCUAUAGACCUGGUUCAUUUGAGCAACAGCUGGAGGCUGCUCGUAGAGCUAGUGAUGUGAAGAAGUUGCUUUUUGAUGGUGCUCCAUCCGCAUUGGUCAGCUUGAUAGGGCAUAAGCAGUAUAGGCGGUGUGCUAGGGAUAUAUAUUAUUUCCUUCAGUCUACCAUUUGUUUAAAGCAACUUGCGUAUGGAAUACUUGAACUCGUACUCGUAUCAAUUUUUCCGGAGCUUCAGGAUGUUGUGAUGGAUAUCCAUGAGAAGAUGCGUGCUCAACAUGUAUAGGGGCAAUUUUUCCUUUAUGCCCAAUGUCGGAGUGAUUUGAGUUCCUAACAGCUCCAGUAACAGUGUGGAUACCAGAUAUUGUGGUGAAGAUCUGGAGAGACUACCAUACCAUAAUUGGCUUAACUUGAAAUCCGUAACAUGGUGAUUGGCUUGCAAAGCUCGCUUUCCUUGACAAGCUGAAUUGGAUGGUAAAGAGGUCCAAAUUUGUUUUUAUGCUCUGUGGUUUCUGCUUAUAUUCGAGGUGUACAAUAGUGAAAGGUAGGUUUUGCAAGAAAGUGUCUGUUUAAGUGCUCAAUCAUGUCUCCUCUUUGAUGGGGAUCCUUGUAAUUAUAUUUCCUCUAGUUUCAGAUCUUAGCAUUGAUCGAGUUAUUGAGCAGUGGCGUCUGUUGAUGAAAUUCAUUUUUUUUUAAAAAAAAAAAAUUAGGUUCUAUAUAUUCUUCUUUGUAUCGUAA
This is a messenger RNA of Coffea eugenioides, 3984 nucleotides long. RefSeq lists its product as uncharacterized. Bases 368 to 3532 code for a protein of 1054 amino acids. The record is from RefSeq and is a predicted model, not a curated record. The transcript has 15 exons. Gene Ontology annotation, molecular function: phosphatidylinositol binding. Lineage: Eukaryota; Viridiplantae; Streptophyta; Magnoliopsida; Gentianales; Rubiaceae.